ACAGAUUUUAGCACAUGAUUAGUACUGUUAUAAUACACCUAAAUAAUGCAAAUAAUUUUACACAGAGUACAGACUGUAAACCAGUGCCUUUGAAAACAGGAGAAGAUGAAGAAUACAUGUUGGCCUUAAAGCAAGAACUUCGAGGGACUAUGAAAAAAAUGCCUUACUUCAUGCCAGUAGAAGAGGAACAUGAAGCAAUUGAAAAAUACAGUCAAAAAUACCAGCAGCUAAGCAAAGAGCGUAUGGCAUGGACCCCAGAUUGGAGAAGACUCCCAAGAGAAAUUAAGCCAAGGAAGAAGAUCAAAAAAGCUCUCUCUGGCAGAAUUGUGAACCAGAUCCUUCAACAGCAGUUAGAGUUGGUAUUGGUUGUUCUUAAAGAAAAUUGAGUUUAAUUUUCACUGUAAAAUACCGGAAUAUGAAUUUAUCUAUAGCCUAGUAUGUAUGGCUAUUAUUUUAACUUUUAUGUUAAAGCCUAUUGCUUUGUUGAUGUGAAGCAGAACUUUGACCUGUGUACCUAGAUGUUGAUUAUGUUAUCAUUGUUUACUUUCAUUUCCCUCUUUGUUCAAAUCUUUCAUGUCAUCUUUCAGUUCAAGGAUAAAAAACAGAAAAGUGUCUGUGCAGUAGUCAUGGAGACCAGCUCAGCUGGCAGCUUUGUUCCUUUUAAGAGCCUCUUUGAGAAGCUUGGUCCUAGAAAGAGAAUGCAAGCAGUCUACUGAAAGUUAAAUACUUAUUUAUACAAUUCUAAAAGAAGAAACCAGCAUAUAGCUGUUGUUCCAAAGUAUAAUUAGCACUCUCUAAAUAAACAUUGAGCCAGCAAUAAGCUCUUGCAUCUUAAGAAAUCAUCUGAUGUAUUGUUCAUUUGCUACACAGUGACAUUGAAUGUUUACUGUAAAUGCAGCUUUAAAGACCCAGAGCCCAAUACAUUUUUCAUAUCUCAUUAGCUGAUAUUUUGUUCUCAAGACAAAAGUAUCUCCUUUUAUCUUCUUAAUUUCUAUAACAAAAACUUCUGGUAAGGUGAAGAGUUUAACUGAAGGUAACAUGAAAAAGAUAUCCCUUUUAAAAACUGAUUUAAAAAAAAAAAACCUUAGGAUAGAAGCUCUUUAAAAAGUUUGGAGGUUUGUAGGAAAGGAAGGUGGCCACCAAUGCAUAGGUACAGUACAGAGAUAUCACAAGUAAAACAUCCCUUGCAGAGGGUGACUUCUUAUUCUAGAUCAUGAUGCUGUCUCAGUUAGCAAGCUUGUUUCAUCUCUGUCUUCUUUUUCAUCUUUUUAAGUGCAUCCCAUUAAGUAUCAGACCUCGUUUCUUUUUCUCUCUUGGGACAUAAUUCUACAAUUCUCCAACUCCUAGCCUGUGUCUUCAGCUAGACUCCUGAACUGUGCCCUGUGUCAGCUAGCAUUCACCCAAAAGAUCUGACUGGAUUCAGUAUUUGUAGAUCAGUGAUGUGCAGACAGCUGUCUUGAGAACAAAAUAUUGUUUAACAUUGGAAACCAUGUUUAGAGAAAGGUAGAGGUGAUCAUAAUCAACAAACUGUCUAUUAUAUGAGUCUGUUUCCUAAUGGCUGCCCUCUUAUGAUGAUGACCUAAGUAGACUGACACUCUGCUGUGUGUUUUGUAUGUUAGUUUGAUUCUCCCAAGCAUUUUAUCUUUUUCUCUCCCUCCCUGAGUCUUUAAAAAAGAAAACUGUUCUUUUUGUUUUCUGGUUCCCAGAACUUUUCCUGUAAAGGCUAAAGCAUUUUCUCUUAACAGCCUUCAGAUACUUGUAGAGAAAAGGCUCAUGUUUAGCUAUUCUGUCCCCUUCCUGAUGUGUCUUUUCACCUUUCCCAUUUAAAGUAAAGCAAUUUAUAAAUACAAUAAACAGCCAUGUCAAUAAACUGAAUUUGUAAAUUAUCAUAGAGCAACUGAACUUCCUUCAAAGAUGUAAUAUAUUGAGUUGUAAGAAGCAAUGUUUAAAUCCUUGUUGCCACAGCAUCUAUAACUGGGUAAAGUAUUCAACUGAGGGCAACACUGUCAAUAACAAAUGCUUCCUGCAUAAUAAAAGUUAUGGCCUCUU
This is a messenger RNA of Alligator sinensis (Chinese alligator), 2049 nucleotides long. RefSeq names its product DNA-directed RNA polymerase III subunit RPC7-like. The record is from RefSeq and is a predicted model, not a curated record. NCBI's taxonomy places the organism in Eukaryota, Metazoa, Chordata, Crocodylia, Alligatoridae. Gene Ontology annotation, cellular component: RNA polymerase III complex. The transcript is spliced from 4 exons. The coding region runs from base 15 to 386 and encodes 123 amino acids. Gene Ontology annotation, biological process: transcription by RNA polymerase III.